Messenger RNA from Paramecium sonneborni, 2029 nucleotides. Lineage: Eukaryota; Ciliophora; Oligohymenophorea; Peniculida; Parameciidae. The record is from the annotation of a GenBank genome assembly.
AUGAUAAGUUAAUCUGAACUUUAGAAUGAAAUUAAACAAUUCAUAAAAGAAUCUAAUUGGAAUUAGGUUGUGCAAGAAUAAAUAAGUUAAUUUGAAGCCUUCUUACCAACUAAUCCUUGGCUAUUUGUAUAAGAAUAACCAACUAAUUUAGCACAUUAUCUCUAUUUUUUAACUACAAAUAAUCAAUCUAAACAAUAAUUAUAAUCUAUGCUCUAUUAGCUUUUAGUUGAAUAAUACCAAUUAACUAAAAUCAAAAGAUCUUACUUAAUAACUAGUUUUACUUUGCUAUUUAUUCCACACAAUCUGGCAUUGUUACAAAAAUACAUAGUUGAAAAUUAUGAUGAAAUGUUAACAAUAGACAAGGCUGUUUAAAUAAUUAUUUGGACUAUAAGAUUGCGAGAAUUGCAUGAAUUAGCUGAGUAGAUGAAGAAAGUGAGUCCUAUUACUAUGAAUAUUUUGUAAUAAUUUGAAACACAAUUAAACAAUUCAAAUGAGCAAUAUAGUUUUGAUUUAUUAAUUUAACAGUUAAAAAAAUGAUUGAAUAAUAUAAGGUUCAUGAAUAGAUUGGACAAGGUGAAUUUGGAAAAGUCUAUAGAGCAACCAAUCUUCUUACUUAAUCAGUAGUUGCCAUUAAAAGUGUUGAUGUAGCUAAAUUUAAUGAAACACCAAAAUUACUUGAAUUAAGCAUGCAAGAGAUAGAAGUACUCUAAAAACUUUAGCAUUGCUAAUAUGUUGUUAAGUUCAUUGAAUUAAUUAAAACCUCUCAUCAAUAUCAUUUCGUAUAUGAAUAUUGUUCAGGUGGUCCUCUUGACAAAUUGUUAUUAUUAUAAGGACAUUUUACAGAAAGAAAAUCCUUAGAGAUCGUUUAUCAAUUAAUUUAAGCAUUUAAAGUUCUAAGAGAAAAUUCUAUAAUUCAUCGAGAUUUAAAACCUUCAAAUAUUUUAAUUCAUAAUGGAAUUUAUAAAUUAGCAGAUUUUGGAUUUUGUAAACCCAUAAAGAAUGAUGUCACUGCCACUAUGUUAGGUUCUCCAAUAUAUAUGGCUCCAGAAGUACUAAGAGGACUUUCCUAUAAUAGUAAGGCAGAUAUUUGGAGUCUUGGAGCAGUAUUGUAUGAAUUAUUAAUUGGCAAAUGUCCAUUCGAAGAAAAAUCUAUUGCUAAAUUAAUUACUGCAUAAGAUGAAACGGAUUGGAUGAUACCUCCUUAAUUUCAUUUUACUAAACAAACAAUCACUUUACUCAAAUCUAUGCUCAUUAAAGAUCCCAAUAAACGUUGCACUUGGGAAUAUCUAUUUAAAAUACCAUUAAAAAGUGAUGGAGAGUUUAGUGGAGAUUUAGAAAUUUAUUUAGAUAAACCAGAAUAAAAUGUUUUAUAACCUUCCAAUAGUAAUACUAAUAAUGUAAGUAUCUUACAAGAAAUUGUUAAUGAACGAUGCAAAGUUUAAUUUAUGUGUUAAACUGCUCAUUCUAUUUUAGAAUAGUCAUAAAAUAAAGAAUCUCCUUUAAUUGCAUACUAUCUUUUAUUAUUAGCUAAUAAUAGAGGAUAACAAUUGUUAAGUGUGAUUAAAAAUUAAUGCACCACUGCAACUGAAUAUUUUAGUUUAAAUAAACUAUCAAUACAUUUAAAGUAAUCACAAGAUAAUAGAUUAUCAUCCAACUUUGAAUUUACAAGAUUAGUUGAAACUAUUAUGAAAGAAGUUGAUUAAUUGACCAUUGGAUUAAAAGAAUAUAAAAUUAUAUUGGAUGGUUAAUCUUUAGAUAUCAAAGAUAAUUAUAGAUAAAAUAUUAAAAAUUAUGUUAACUAAAUCAAAUAAUCUAAUUAUAUAGCCUUCUUAGAUACUAAUUAAGAGAAAAACCUUUUAACUCAUUGUGUAUAAGUUUUAGAUGCAUUAUAAGUAGACAAAUUUAUGAAUUCUAAUAUUGGUAUAAAUAUUUAAUUAAAAAUUAUUUAGACCCAACUAUGGAUGCUUAUUUAGAAAUUAGAUCUAUGACCAAGAAAUAGUUAUUAGAUAGAUUUGAUACUUUAUUAUGA